Messenger RNA from Schistosoma rodhaini, 2510 nucleotides. The record is from the annotation of a GenBank genome assembly. Lineage: Eukaryota; Metazoa; Platyhelminthes; Trematoda; Strigeidida; Schistosomatidae.
GUCCUGGGUUCGAAUCUCGUGAGGCGGGAUCGUGAAUGUAAACUUCCGAGGAGUCCCACAAUAGGAUAAAACGGCCGUCUAUGAUGGUCUAACUUCAAUCGAUUCAUGAUCUCAGCUAUGAAAAUCAAAUAGUUAAUAACCUAAAAGUGAUUUGAUCAAAACUAUAUAUGAUGAAUUAUAAACACAGAUUGGUUAAUUUAUUUACACAUUCACAUAAACAAUCUUAAUAAAAAAAUGAUCAAGUCCAUAGUUUAUUGAACUUUAUUAACUACAUAAUCUACUUUAUUAAUCUUAUACUAAAUUUCAGUCUAUCUACUAUGUUAAUUGAUUAAAUUUUGCGCUGUUUAUAAAAUUAUUUUCAAUAUCCUAUACUAUUCUAGUAUGAAUAUCGGAUUUCAAAAAUAAGGAAUAUUCGGAAAAUUCUAUAAAAGUAAACCAUUUUCCUAUCAUAAUUUGUUUAAAUUGACUUUACUGGGGUUAAAAUCGUUAGUUCUAUACUCGUUGCUAUUUCAUUAAUUCAUGUUUAUUAAAACUUAAAUUAUAAAAAAGCAAAAGAUACUUACAAAUUUAAACAAUCGCAUGUUUUUCUAUUUUAAAAAGAAAUUGGAAAAUUGAAUAUAAUUUACCGCUUCUUUUUUAAAAUUAAAUAUGGUGGUCAAUUUAAAUUCUUCCAAUAAAAAUGAUUCUUUCAUUAAUCAUAUAAAAUUAAAUGAUAAAGGUGAAGUGAUUUUAGAACGUCGUCAACAAUCAAAUACUAAAAGUUUAUAUCAUUUAUUAUUUAUUGAAUUCCUUCAAAAUACAGCUGUUUAUAUAUAUGUAAUGACAUUUUUAUUUUCUGGUAUUUUUUGUUUAUUUAUAUUAUUCUUUUUAAUUUAUUUAAUCAUCAAUAAUUUAAUUAUUUUUAUACAAAAUACUUUUCAUGUAACCAUGGUAACUAAUCAUAAAUUAUCAAUAUUCAAUAUAAAUUUAGUAAAUGAAGUUCGUUGUUUAAUUAUUAUUAUUUUAUUUAUAAUAUAUACCAUUUAUUGGUUUUGUGAUUGGGAUUCAAACAAUCAUGGUUCACAUCCAAGACAAUUUAUACGUUGUCUAAAAAUAUGGGAAUUUUUAGCUGAUUAUUUUCCAAUACAUUUAGUAAUUAGUAAAGAAUUUAUUAUAUAUAAUGAAAUCUAUAAACAAAUUAAACAACAUUCCCAUCCUAUGAAUUCUAUUAUUAAUAAACAUACUGUUGAUAAUGAAGAUUAUAAAAAUGAUGAUGAAAUGAAUGAAGAAUCUUUGGUUAAAGAAAGUUUAUCUACAGAUGUCAAUUAUUUGGUUGGAUUUCAUCCUCAUGGAAUACUUGCUACAGGAGCAUUCAUUAAUUUUGCUACAGAGGCUACUGGUUUUUCAAAAGUAUUUCCUACCUUCAAACCAUAUCUAGCUAUAUUGAAAGCUCAUUUUAUAGCACCGUUUUAUCGGGAUUUCUUAAUGUUAUUUGGAAUGAUUGCUGCUACUAAGAAAGGAUUACACUACCUUUUGGAUAAGAAUAGUUGCAAACAAACAGGAAAUUUUGUUGUUGUUGUUCUUGGUGGAGCUCCUGAAGCCUUAGAUUCAAAACCUGGAACAUAUAAGAUACAUAUUAAUCAACGUUUUGGUUUUUUCAAGUUGGCUUUAAAAACUGGAUCAUAUUUGGUACCGUGUAUAUCAUUUGGUGAACAGAGCUUAUAUCAUCAAGUUCCAAAUGAAAAAGGAUCAUGGAUACGAUGGUUACAGGAUAAAUUUACGUCGAUUUUUACCGUUGCAUUGCCUAUUUUCUAUGCUCGUGGUCCCUUUCCGUAUCGUAAACCAGUCUAUACUGUAGUUGGUGCUCCAAUUCAAUGCGAACAAAUACAUGAACCUACAGAUGAACAAGUUGCACAUAUUAAACAAAUUUAUAAAGAAAAACUCCGAACACUAUUUGAAGAUUACAAGGCGAUUUACGAUCCAGAAGCUAAUGAUAUUGAAUUUGUAUAGAUGAAAAAAUUAUGUAUAAUUUUGUGGUUAACAUUAAGAAAUUCCUAAGACUAUUUUUGAUUCAUUUAUCAAACUAACGUAAUCAUAUAUUAUACAACUGAAUAAAAAAAGUUAAGAACAAUGCAUCUUUAACGAUCACGAUUAAAUUGUAUCUUUAUUGAAUACUUUCUCUUAGCUAAUUACUAUACUUACCAAUAGGUGUUUGGUGUUUGGUUUGUUUGUGGUAGAUUGUUUGCAUGCCCAUGUCCAUGCGAAGCAUGCAUAUGAGUGUUUGUGUGUGGAUGUCUGUUUGGAUUGUAGUGAUGGUGGUGUUUUUGCGUUGAUUGUAGUGUUUGUAGUUGAAGGUGUUGUGGUAUGGUGUGGUGUUGGAGUUUUUAUUUUGUGAUGCUCACAUCCAAAUAUGCAAAUGCAUCUGUAGCUACUGAGGAUGGGAUUACUGUCCACCUUCGUUUGUUGAAAUGGGAAUUUCUUAUCCUAAACUAUUGUUAUUCAUAAAUAAAUAAUAUAUUUGUAAUAUCCAG